This is a messenger RNA of Manihot esculenta (cassava), 535 nucleotides long. RefSeq names its product putative lipid-transfer protein DIR1. Gene Ontology annotation, biological process: systemic acquired resistance. The record is from RefSeq and is a predicted model, not a curated record. NCBI's taxonomy places the organism in Eukaryota, Viridiplantae, Streptophyta, Magnoliopsida, Malpighiales, Euphorbiaceae. Gene Ontology annotation, molecular function: fatty acid binding. The transcript is spliced from 2 exons. Bases 43 to 393 code for a protein of 116 amino acids.
UAUUUUGCAUUCCAAAUUAGCAUAGAGGAUUCUCAUACAUAAAUGGAGAAUCCACUGAAGCUGUUGUCCUUUGUGGGUUUAGUUGUGGUUGUGAUCAUAGCUGCAGGGGUUGAUGGAGCAGGCGAAUGUGGAAAAUCUUCUCCAGACAAUGAAGCACUUAAGCUAGCUCCUUGUGCAGAGGCAGCUCAAGAUGAGAAUGCUCCUGUGUCAAGUAGUUGCUGCCUUCAAGUGAAGAAAAUAGGCCAAAAUCCAAGCUGUCUUUGUGCUGUAAUGCUUUCAAACACUGCCAAGGCUUCUGGAAUCAAGCCUGAAAUUGCCGUUACCAUCCCCAAGCGAUGCAACAUUCCUAACCGUCCCGUCGGCUACAAGUGUGGAGAUUAUACACUUCCAUGAGCGGACAUACUGCAGAACAAGCCCAAGAAGAAGUAGCUGAUAGCCGGUUGUGGCAUGUGAAGUAGCAACUAGGUUGCUGUUAUGGUGUAAUAGUGUUGUCCUUUCAAUAAAAUUAAAGCUAUCAGCCUGGCUUUACUGUGCA